This is a messenger RNA of Prorocentrum cordatum, 387 nucleotides long. NCBI's taxonomy places the organism in Eukaryota, Dinophyceae, Prorocentrales, Prorocentraceae. The record is from the annotation of a GenBank genome assembly.
AUGGCGAACGUUGACUCGACCGCUAUGUUCAUCGCUUUCAUCGCCUGGCAUCGGCAGCCCUGUUCCCGCCGCAUGUUCUAUGCCAUGCGCAUGGACACGAUCAUGACGCAGAUCGAUCACGGAGCUAUCGGCCCGGUGACCGACGCUGAGUGGGUCGAGGAUCAUUACGUUCCUAUCAGGAAGGUGCUAUGCGAUGGUAUUUUGUGCAGGUGGGCGGAGGUGGCUGCUAUCAUGGGCAUCGAGCCCCCUGACGGGCUGGACUCUGCAUCGGACGUCACGGUGGACAUGGCAGUGGACCCUAUUACGGAUCACGUAACCGCCUCUGCGCUGAAAGAGGCUCUGGAUCCAAUCUGUGAGCAAGCGGACGCGGACGACUCGCACCUCUGA